Cinara cedri is the source of this 5344-nucleotide messenger RNA. The record is from the annotation of a GenBank genome assembly. NCBI's taxonomy places the organism in Eukaryota, Metazoa, Arthropoda, Insecta, Hemiptera, Aphididae.
UGUAGAUGUAAUUGUAAUAAUAUAAAGAAAAAAAAUAUAAAACACGGUGAAUCACUCUGUAUGUUAUAGUAUUUAUAUUUUUGAAAUGGACAGAUAAUAAAAUUAUAUUUUUUUUAGUAAGUUAAUUAUUCUUUGAUUUGUAUUACAUUUUAAUUGCAAUUUAAUACUAGUUUGUUUCUAUCAAAUGAAUAUACAGUAAAAUAUUCGACAUGUCGUUUAGUGGUUUUAUUGAUUUUUUUCAGAAAGGAAAAGUAAGCGCAAGUAUUUUAUUGUACUUUUCAAUACCUAUUGUAAAAUAUUAAUUUGAAGCUUUUUUUUAGACUUUUAGACCAAAGAAAAAGUUUUCGCCUGGCACACUUCGUUACUCACUCUAUAAGCAUGCACAAGCUUCACUGAAUUCUGGUAUUAAUUUAAGAAGUGCAGUUAAAUUGCCACCCGGUGAAGACCUUUACGAUUGGAUUGCUGUUCACGGUAUUACUGAUUAUUAUAACAUCCUAUAUUUUGUACUAGAAAACUGGGUCCCACUUUCACUAUGUAUCGUUCAUUUAAAAUAUUCAACAAUUCAAUAAUUUAUACAUAAAUAUUGAAAUAAUUUUAUUAAUAUCCUUUCAAAAGAUAAAUAUAUACUUUACCCAAAUUAGAAGUCAGUGACAUAGCUAUAUAAAGUGCCCUUAGACAAAAUAUUAGCUCGCCUCUUUAAAAGAAAAUAGAAAUUAUACUCUUCAUUAUUAGUUUUAUCAGUUUAUCACUACAAGUGACACUUAAAUCGCAUUAAACCGUAUAAAUUAAGUAGGUUAAAUUUGUUAAUCAUUUACUAAUAAAUGCUCUUUACAUGCUAUAUUUAAAAUGUAUUAUCAAAAAACACUGAUGAUAUUUGAUGUCUAGGUAUCCAUGACCCAUUUUCAGUAUAUAUCUUCAAAUUAGAGGAAGCACCUGCUAAUCCUGUAAUCCUAAACUAUUUUUGAUUUUACUAAUUAAUAAUAAUUAAUGUAAAGUAAACUUAACACUAAUAUUAAUGAUACAAAAUCAAGUAAAACUUUAAAACUAUAUGACGCUUAAAACAUAGAAACGAACACUAUAAUUAAAAUUAAAUUAUUUGUUGGCUUUAAAUAUUUUAUUUACAUCAUGUAAUUUUGGAUUUAACAUAGACGAAUGUAAUAAAUACUAUUGCUAGUAUUAGUAACUUUAUUAAAAUGAAAUUUAGACAAUUUGGCAUAACUUAUGAAUUUAAGAGUAUAAUAUGUAACUUUAUUUAUUUUUUUAAAUUGAAUAUGUUAAAGUUAUAUUUACAAGUUAGUAAUUAUUUUUUUCAAUGUUGAUUAUUUUGUUCUUAAUCUAGGACAUCUAUUGUCUCAGUCCAACUACCGAACAACAUGCAAAAACAAUGUUAAUGCAAACUAAGUAAAACUAGCUUAAUUUUGAUUUUAGAGUAAAAGUACCCAUUUUGAAAUUUUUAGAGAAGAAUAUUUUGAAAGGAACCUCAUCAGAUUUUCAUAUUUUUCUAAAUAUAUAGCUUGAUAUAAAAGAUCUAAACGUUUUUUUGUUAGUUUUUUAAAAACUAACUUUUUAAUAGUUCAUAUUCAAUAAACUUAUGAAAUUCCUUUCACAAUCAAAUUAUUAUUCUCUAUAAAUUUCAUAAUAGGUUUUUCAUUCCAAAAUCUAAAUUAAGCUAGUUUAGAAAACAUGUAAAAUAAUUUGUGAAUUUUUUUUUAUUGUCUUUUUGUAGGUCAACUUUAGAAAUUCAAAUGGUAACCAGAAAAAAUUUCAUAAGUUAAUGGGGUGUCAGCUGAAAUGUUUGUUUUCUGUCAACCCAUCAACGAGAUAUUCCACUUUUUAUUUAAGGAGAAUUGUGGAAUUAUUCACUAUUCAAACGCCACUCGCUGUGCUAUGCCAAAUACUUAGUGUUCCAUUAAUUUUCUCCUACCUAAAUUUAAAAGUGUAAUAUCUUGUCAACGGGUUGACGGAAAUCAAUAAUGUUAACACCAAAAUUUAUUUAAACUAACACUAUCUAUUUAUGAAAUGUUUAGUAUAUCUAGGUUUCCAUUUGAAUUUCAAAAGUUGACAAAUUUUUUAAAUAUUUAUAAAUCAAAAAUUUUUCUAUUAUACAUUUUUAUCUAUUUUGAAAAUUUACAUGAUGGAAUGGCUAUAACAUAAAUUUUAAAUUAACCUGUAUAUAAUUAUUAAACAUUAAAUAAUUUUACUUAUAAUAGUUUUUGCAAAGAAUUACAUUUUUUUUUAUAAAGUAAAUUACCUUUUGUUAAAAAAAAAAAAAAAAUUAAAAUUAAUAAUUUAAAAUUGUUUACGCUAUAAUUAUAGCUUCUUAAAUAUUUAACAUAAUAAUAAAAUAAUUAAUUACUGCAUAUUUUUAUUUACAGUGGUCGAUUUCUUUAAUCGUAUAAAUUUGAUUUAUGGUACUGUCUGUGACUAUUGUACUGAAACUUCUUGUCCAACUAUGAGUGGCGGUCAAAAAUUUGAAUAUUUAUGGGCCGAUAAGGACAAAUAUAAAAAACCAACACAGCUACCAGCACCACGGUAUGUUUUACUGCUCAUGGAUUGGAUCGAAGCACAAAUUAAUAAUGAAAACCUAUUUCCCGUGUCUACAGGUAUUUUUCUAUGUAUUGUAAUAGGUACAACCAAAUAAUAAUUAAAUGAUAUUCAUACAAUUUAGGCCAAUGAAGGAAAUGAGCUAAGGCAGCGGAAUAUCAAAUAUAUUUAAAGUGACCUGAAUGACACGGAUAGGUUUUUUAAGAAUGGUUGUACAGUUUAAUUUUGUUAAAAUAAAGUUUGUUUAAUUUGUUUUAAAGUUUUCCGUGAAUUAAAUUAUUUGUUUUUUCUGUUAGUGUAGACAGAAGGUAUAUCACAGUAUACUGGAUACACGACAGUAAUUAAUUAAACAAAUUAAACAAUAUUUCAAUUUCCUACAAUUGGGGUAUUUAUUCAUAGAAUUCGAGGAGACUCAUCUGUGUCGUUCUGGUCGCCUAUAAUAUAUUAUUUAAAUGAUUUUAAACUGACAGUGUUAUUUAAAUGUGUUAAUUUUUUUUUUACUAUCAGGUUACUAAAUUAAAAUAUUAUUAAAUAGCUAACCAAUUAUGUAUUUUUAUUAUCAAUACUAUAAUUUUUCUAAUUACCUACUUGUUAUUUUGUUUCAUAUAUUUUAAUUGUUUUAAAUUUUUAAUGAUAACGUUUUUCUUUUGUUUGUUUGUGGUUAACCAUUUAAUGUUUUAAUUCAAUAACCUGAAGAUGAUAAAACACCAAAACUAAUUAUCAGUUAUUUAAUAAAUUAAAUAACACUUUAUUAUAUUAGUUGAAAAAUUAUUUACAAUGUUUUAUACAUAUAUUGUUUAUUUAUUAAUAUUUGGUGGCACAUCACAGUAUUAAUACAAUCCAAUAAAUGUUAUGAAUAUAUCAUUAAAACUAUUAUUUUUCUAUUAUUAACAGAUGUACCGUUUCCAAAAAGUUUUAUGCCACUUUGUAAAAAAAUACUGACUCGAUUAUUUAGAGUGUUUGUACAUGUUUAUAUACAUCAUUUUGAUCGAAUAGUAUCUAUUGGAGCAGUAAGUAUUAUUUUUUAAAUCUCGCAGUCAGAUAUUAUUUUUUAUUUAAAAAAAAAAAAAGUCAAUUUCUGAAUAAAUAAGUAAUGGAAUAUAAUUCAAAAUUAAUGAUAUAAGUAUGUAAUAUAAUUUAAAAUUAAUAAUUGUUUAAUAUUUAUUUUGUUGACGAAUACUAUGGCCAAUAUUAAUUAAAAAAUUGUCCACUGAUAUUUAAUUAUCAGCCACAAUCGAGCAUAAGUUCUUUAAAUGUUCACAAUAUAUAUUCAUAAACAAAUUAUUAUAUUACUAAUUUUUUAAUACCCUUUAUUAUUUGUAUUAUUAAAUUAAGACUUCUUUUGUUUUUUGAAAAACUUUUUCUGGCUCCCUUAUUUUUGUAUUUAUAACCCAUUUUAAAGGAAAAUAUAAGCUUAGAAGUAUUAAGUAAACACCUAUCUAAUGUCUCUCAUCUUAAGAUUAUUAAAGGUUUUUUUAAUCUGUACAAAAUCAUUACAAAUAUUUUUUAUCAUUUUGCAAUAUCUUGUGAAGUGUGAACAAUUACCUACUGUCUGUUUACUAAUACAUGUUUGCCAAUUUGUGGUAAAAAUAAACUUUAGUUAAUGCUAACCAAUACUUUAUAAAACUGUAAAACUAAUAUUAAUGGUUAUAAAAUUUAAAAAAUUUGCUUCAAUUUCUUCUCAUAAUUGGUAUAUUAUUAUUUAAGUCUAUAUACAUAUAACAUAAGGUUACUGCGUGUCUUUUGAUGUUCAUUAGCUAUUAACAAAAAUUAAACCUAAAUUGUCAAUGCAUCGUCUAUUUUUAUUUAGAUAAUUUUUUGAUUUAAUUUAUUUCAAUAAUUUUAUUAAAACAUUAAAUAACCUUUAUCUAGAUCUGUGUGUAAUUUUCUAAGUUUUAACAUUUGUUUUUCAGGAGCCACAUGUUAAUACUUGUUACAAGCACUUCUAUUAUUUCAUAACAGAGUUUGAACUAGUCAUUGAAAAAGAAUUGGAACCAUUGAUGGAAAUGACUUCAAAAAUGUGCCAAGAUUCCCUUUAGAAACAAGUAUUAUAUUACAGUAUUAAAAGAAAAUUGUUUUUCUUCUUUUUAAAAAAUACUAUGUGGCAUUUAUUUGUAAAUUUUGUUACCUUUAAAAUAUGAAUUUUUUUUUUUCUUAAAUAAAUUAUUGUUUAUGUUUUAAUAUUGAAUAGCAUAAUAAUUAAAAGAAAAAAGAACAGAAUUAAAAAUGUUUUUACUUUAUUUUUUAAAUAAUAAUUACAAAACUUAACCCUCUUGUGUACGAAUGCGCGCGUUUCCGUUGGUCAAUCUGAUGGAUAAUUCUUGCGCUCUAGAAACAAUGACUUUACGGCUUUUAGUAGAAACACCGUGAGCAAUUUCUGCACAAUAUUUCCUGUUUUGCAUCAUCAACAUGUCUAAUUCCUUAAAAUAAAAUCAAGCAGACAUAUGAGAAAUUGGUAAAAAUGUAUACAAUUGUCUUUUGAAUACUUACUCGAACAUUAUGUACAAGAACUUUACGGAAUUUGGUAGGUAACAUAUGUCUGGUCCUCUUGUCGCUACCAUAACCAACAUUUGGCAUCAAAUAUUGUCCCUUGAAUCUUCUUCGCACUCUGUUGUCAAUACCCUUGGGCUUACGCCAGUUGGGCUACACAAGAACCAAAUUAAUAACAGCCAGAAUAUUAUGUUUACUAAUUGAACUUACCUUGAGUUUGUCAUAACGGUCACUUUGAUGUCUGAUGAACUUCUUGGUGCGUUUUUUGAUGAUUUGAGGACGAUACUUGGGCUUGAUUGACAUUGUUAUA